Messenger RNA from Dermochelys coriacea (leatherback sea turtle), 2498 nucleotides. It is a transcript of the gene YIPF2, whose product is annotated as Yip1 domain family member 2. Lineage: Eukaryota; Metazoa; Chordata; Testudines; Dermochelyidae. Gene Ontology annotation, biological process: vesicle-mediated transport. Bases 901 to 1830 code for a protein of 309 amino acids. Gene Ontology annotation, molecular function: small GTPase binding. Gene Ontology annotation, cellular component: membrane; Golgi apparatus. The record is from RefSeq and is a predicted model, not a curated record. The transcript is spliced from 9 exons.
ACCCGCCCCAUGGCUCGCAGCCCCAGCCUGCUCCCUGCCUCAGUUUCCCCCCCUGCAGAAUGGGGACAAUGGGCCUGAACUCUGCUGGGAGGUCGCGGCGGGGCGGGGAAGGGCCGCGGGGAGGCCAAAGGAUUCAGCGGGGUCCCCCCACACUCGCCCUGGAGCGUCUGUCAGCCAGGUGGGGCAAACGGGCCCAGCUGCCCGCCCCGGGCUGCCCCUUCCAGCUCCCUUCCCGGGCACGGGACGCCCCUCUAGCCUGGGCAGCGCCCGGUGCCACGCUGGCACCGACGUGGCUUGUCCCUGGAGGAGCCGCUCCUCUGGUGUAUGGGGUUGGGCAGGGGCAGAUCUGGAAGGCAGCUGGGUAAACGAACCCCCUGCUGCUCCCCCCAUCCUGCCCUCCCUCCAGGGUUCUUGGCCCAGCUGGUGCCUUGCUGCUUUGGAGCCGAAAGUGUCCCUGUGUUGGACGUAUGGCGAAAUCCAAGCGUUAAAAGGACCUUGCCCGCUGCCUGGCAUGAAAUGCAUGGGCAGGAGGAGAGGGAGCUUCAAAGUACCAGAGCUCCAGGCACUCGAGUGGUAGGAGCUAGGGUGGGGGGUGGCCAUCAGGACUCCUGGGUUUCAUUCCCAGCGCUGGGAAGGAGUAUAGUCUGGUGGAUGGAACUGGGUUGACUCGGGACACCUGGGUUGCAUCGCUGACUCUUUGUGUGACCCUGGGCAAGUCACUUUCCCUUCUCGGCAACUCGUUUCCCCACCUGCAGAAUGGGACGAGAUGGGGAACCUAGGUCAUGCCCCAUAGGGGCUCAGUGCGUAGCUGUUCCUAGCUGCUCUGUCCAGCCUUCACGUCACAAGCGCUGUUUGCUUUGCCCUGGCAGCGGAGUCCCUGACAUGUAAUAACCUGCAGCAAUGGCCACGUCAGAUGAGCUCAAGUUUCAUGAAUUCGACGAGGCGGCCGACUUGCUGGCCGUGAACCCUGAUGCCACAACCACCAGCAUCAGCGAGCGGCAAAGCCACGUGGCCGUGAACGUGAGCACCGACUACGAGGAGGGCGAGCUAGGGGAGGAGACAGAUAAAACCGAGCUCCUCAGUGGCCAGAAGAAGCAGCCCGGUUUCUGGACCUUCGAAUACUACCAGACUUUCUUUGAUGUCGACACCUACCAGGUGCUGGACAGGAUAAAGGGGUCUCUGCUGCCAUGGCCUGGGAAGAACUUCGUACGGCACCAUUUACGGAACAACCCUGACCUAUACGGACCCUUCUGGAUCUGCGCCACGCUGGCCUUCACGCUCGCCGCCAGCAGCAACGUGUUCCACGCCCUGGAGAAACGGGGUGACCCCACCUUCCACUACAGCCCCCAGUUCCACAAAGUGACCAUCGCUGGGGUGCUGAUCUACUGCUACGCCUGGCUGGUGCCCCUGGCCCUCUGGGGCUACCUGCAGUGGCGCAAGGGACUCAGCCUCCACAUGGGCUCCUACAGCUUCCUGGAGACAGUCUGCGUGUACGGCUACUCGCUCUUCAUCUACAUCCCCACCUCGAUCCUGUGGCUGAUCUCGGCUGCCUGGCUCCAGUGGCUCCUGCUGGCCUUUGCUGCAGCACUUUCUGGCUCCGUGCUGGUUCUCGCCUUCUGGCCGCUGCUCCGCUCCGACAGCAAGCCAGCCACGCUGGCCACGCUGGCCGCCAUGGUCUCGCUCCACGUACUGCUGGCCGUCGGCUGCAAGCUCUAUUUUUUCCAGAUGCUGUCCAGCACCGUCCCUCCCCUACAGACCCUGGUCACAGCCCAGCUGCCCCCGGUGCUGCUCCCUCACCCAGCCAAUGCCUCGGUCCCCCUCCGCCAGUGAGGUGUGGAUCCCCCAGCACUGGGCACAGGUGAAAGAGCAGAGCCACUGCUGUGCCAUGACCCAGGCUCCGGCCCCCUUGGGAAGGACCCUUCCUCCGGCCUCUCCCCCAGCCCAUGGAGCUCAGCCACGCUGCACAGGGAGGGGGCGGCAGCUUGGCAGCGGCUGAGCCCAGGACACGUCUAAUUCUUCCCCUCUCCUCCUGCAUCAGCACUUCAGCCCUGGCUCAUUCCCAGCUGGGAGCAGGGGCAUUGGCUCCAGUGAGCAGACCGGCCCCCAACUAGAGCCUGGCUCGGUCAGUGGCAGGAGUCCCGCCAGGACAGAGCCUGGGCCCUGCUCUCGGGGCGUCCCUGCAGCACCGGGAGGCAGACACCUCUGCUAGCCCCUUCCCGAGGCAGAUCUCAGCACUGCCAGGUACUGAUUGACAGCACAGCUGCCCCUGUCCUGGAACCGCUCUCUUGCUACCCCACGCUAGGCUGGGGGGCUCCACUGGGAGGAACACAUGGGGAUUCUGCUAGCGAGGUACUCAGGCUCCCCCAUCCCCAUCUCUAGGGCAUGGGGAGCAGUAGUAGUGCUGGCUGCUCCCUGGGCAAGGCCCAAGGAUUGAGAGCUGUCAGCUGUUUUCUAUUCAAAGGUGAUUGAAAUAAACUGGGCCUUUGCCCCACCUGGGA